AUGAAAGACCUGGUCUUGGAUAAGCAGUAUCCCCACCACCCGAGCUCUAAUGUAAUACUCGAUUUUCCGGUUCUUUGUCCGGAGCGGCCCCUUGAGGUCAAUUACAUCGAGCCAAUGAGAAAAGUACGAACUUCAAUUUCCCAUCAUAGCACCAUAAGUAGUAUGGGGUUCAGCGGGGACCUAUUGAAGCUUUCCACCUAUAUGUAUUGUUUGAGCGUAAAUAGACACGAUGUUCGGUACGCGUCCAGUCUUGUUCCUACAGCUCUCCUCUAUGGUUGCGCGUUCAACUACUACAACCUUAAGACUGCGCUCCGAGGCCGCCGCUGA
Messenger RNA from Striga asiatica, 327 nucleotides. The record is from the annotation of a GenBank genome assembly. Lineage: Eukaryota; Viridiplantae; Streptophyta; Magnoliopsida; Lamiales; Orobanchaceae.